Molecule: messenger RNA, 1515 nt
Organism: Cladophialophora yegresii CBS 114405
Lineage: Eukaryota; Fungi; Ascomycota; Eurotiomycetes; Chaetothyriales; Herpotrichiellaceae
Exons: 2
Coding region: 1-1515 (504 amino acids)
Biological process (GO): mitotic cell cycle; intracellular signal transduction; protein phosphorylation
Cellular component (GO): nucleus; cytoplasm
Molecular function (GO): ATP binding; histone H3T3 kinase activity
Source: RefSeq, a predicted model, not a curated record
AUGCAUUUUGAUCUCUUCGGAAGUGGCGUAGACGAGAACGAAAUUGUGCAGGAAACCGAGGCGCCCAGAGAUGAAGAGAAAAUGAUGAACGAGAUGGAAAGACUAACCAUCGAGGAACCUGUCAGAGACAUUCCUCUACAACCAGUACCUGAGCCGACUUUCAGCAUCAAGCAGAAACCAACUGAGCACAAUCCACGGCUUCGAGGAAGGCGGAAACUAAUCUCACAGAAGAAGAUGGCUACACUCACACCAGAAAAACUUCAGGCGCUCGAUCCACUGCUCAAGAUCGUCCAACAGCAUGGCGUCAAAGACUUUCAAGAAUUUGGCCGAAGCAUCGGAAAGAAAUACCUGUGCACCAAGCUCGGAGAAGGAUCAUACGCCGACGUCUAUGAACUGCAAGCCAAGGACUCGAACGAAGCACAGGAACUGGAAAAACGUGGCGGCCUCAUCAUCAAAGUGAUUCCGUUUCGAGUGGAAAGCACAAGCAAAGACGACAUCGCAGACCUUGAUGCGAUAACUCGGGAGAUCCAACUUUUUCAAACGGUCGACGCUUUGCAUGGCUUCGUUCGGUGCCGGGGUAUUCACAUCGUCAGUGGCGCAUACCCAGACGUUCUCCUUGAGGCAUUCUCCACAUUCAAAUUGACACAUACUGCGGAAAGUGCGCAGAACCUUGACCCAUCCGUCACUGCUUUCAGAAACAAACCACUUUACGCUAUUCUUGAGAUGAAUCAUGCAGGUACACCCCUGGGCAGGUUGGGACGCGCUAGACCAGCAUCAGCAUUCCAAGUCUUCGACGUCUUCUGGAAAACCGCCAUCAGUCUCGCUCACGCAGAAAGAGAAGUCCGAUUCGAACAUCGUGAUCUGCACAACGGCAAUAUUUGCUGGAAGUCACUUAGCGGAGACGGUCAGAUUGACGUGAAGCAAGACAUGAUUGAAGAAAUGAAGGAGAAGCCCGAGGUGAUUCUCGGUCUCUCAAAUUUAGAAGUCACCAUCAUCGACUACACGCUGUCGCGAGCGACCGUCGGCGGUAUCACAAUCUUUGACCCCAUGAAAUACUGGGACCAUGGUUACGAGGAAGCGGACGGGGAUAGUGAAGGUGACAAGCGGCAGUUCAGGACGUACGCCGCGGUAAGGGACUUGGUGAUGAAGGCCGAAGCCGAAGCGAUGGCGCUUGCGCAGUUGGAGGGGGCCGAGUACAAGGCCAUCAACAAGUACGAACUCUUCGUUCCGAAGUCGAACGUCUUGUGGCUGAGGUACGUCCUGGCCGACCUCUUGGCGAGGAGUGGUGGUGGCAGUGGCGGCGGGAGGAAUGCCUACGUGCCCGGCAGCAGCAAGGCAGCGAAGAAGCUGCAGUUGGAAAUGUGGAAGGGGCUGGAGGAAGUGGAGGCCUAUCUCAAAGGCACAGCGGCGACGUUGUUGCCAGAGAGUGCCGAUGACCUCAUCGGUAUGGCGGUGGAGAAGGGGUGGCUGGCGGAGGGGGAUGUCGCUGCCUUCAAGGCGCAGACGGAGCAGUAG